Perca flavescens (yellow perch) is the source of this 4072-nucleotide messenger RNA. Its product is annotated as WAS/WASL-interacting protein family member 2-like. The record is from RefSeq and is a predicted model, not a curated record. Gene Ontology annotation, molecular function: actin binding. Lineage: Eukaryota; Metazoa; Chordata; Actinopteri; Perciformes; Percidae.
CGCGCUGCGGCUGCAGUGUACUCGCGCGCUCCUGUAUGUUGACAGUCUCUGCAGCAGAGCUGACAGGCUAACGGCUAACAGCUAACAACAGUCCCCUGAGAGAGGGACAAACAGCGGGAAGUUGGACCCCGACGAAGACAUGAAGACACCGAACAGACAGAUGGAGUAUGAGUGAACCGGCGGGGAGACCGUAACGUUCACAAGUGAUCAGGUGUUGUAACAGCAGCAGCAUGCCUCCCCCUCCUCCUCCACCAGGGGGACCCCCUCCUCCCCCCACCUUCAGCCAGGCCAACACCAGCCCCCCCAAGCUGAGCAGAGACGAGGCCAAAGGUCGCGGCGCUCUGCUGACCGACAUCUGCAAAGGCACGCGGCUGAAGAAGGUGGCGGUGGUGAACGACCGCAGCGCGCCGCUGCUCGACAGUAAGAGCCAAACACCAAAGAGCCAAACACCUCCCACAGAUCACCCAUACAUUCGCUUAUACCAAUACCUACACCAGCAACAGAGCCAGGGGCCCCCGGGGCCGCAGGGGCCACAGGCGCCGCCGUCUGAGGAUCAGCAGAGGACUGCUGCAGAUAAGACGGAGAAGCUUAAAGGAGGCGGAGCCGCAGCUGGGGGAGCCAAUGGCAGUCCUUCAGGUUCUGUUCCACAGACACUGUUCACCGCCGGAGUCCCCAAACUCAGACCAGUCGCAGACGGUUCCUCUGGACGUUCUCCCUCCACUCGAGCCGCAGCGCCCCGCCCCCCCAGCCAUCGCCAUGACAACACAGAGAGCCCCUCCCCUCAGGCGCUGUCGCCAGUGGAAACGGCCCGCUCUCAGCGCCCCUCUCUUCCCAACCUCUCCCCCUCCUCCACCUCCAGCAGCAUGAAGCACUCCUCCUCCGCCCCCCCCCCCCCUCCUCCUCUUUGUCGCCGUGGGAACGCCCCCUCGCCUCCCUCUUCUGCUUACAACCGAGAGAAACCCCUCCCCCCGACCCCCAACAACACCCCGCCCCUCCCCUCCAAACCGCCGCCGUCGCCUGCCAACAGCAGACGCCCCCCCCUCCGGAGGAAACACAGCCCCCCCCUCUUCCGCCUCCUCCCUGGCCCCGCCCCCCCCCCGUACCGCCUCGCCAACGGGUCAACCGGCAGCGGCGAGCCAGCGCCCGAGCUGCCGCAGCGCCACAACUCGCUCAGUAACAAGGGGCCACCCCCACCGGGAGGCCACACCCCCACCAGAGGCCCCGCCCCUCCACCUCCCCCCGCCUCCCCCACCCCCUCCCAACAGGGCGCCAACAGGCCACCGCCCCCCAUCAGGGACACGCCAAGCAGAGCAGCAGCUCCUCCGGUUCCGGUGCAGCCGUCGGCGGCCGCGUUGAGAUCCGCCGGCAGAGAAGCCCCGCCCCCUCCUCCGUACAGGACACAUGGUAGCCCAUCCCUCUUUUCUGACCCCCCCAGAGGGAAGCCUCCUCCCCCACCCACCCGCACCCCCGCUGCUCCCCCGCCCCCCCCUCCUCUCCGCAACGGACACUCCUCCACCUCCUCCUCCAUCCCUCGCUCAUUCGCCGAUGAUUUUGAGUCCAAGUAUUCGUUCCAUCCUCUGGACGACUUCCCUCCUCCAGAAGAGUACCGACACUUUGCCAAGAUCUACCCCAGCAAGGCCAACAGAGUGAUGAGAGGAGCUCCUCCACUGCCUCCUGUUGGGAGGUGAAGGGCUGACACACACACACACACACACACACACACACGCAUGCAUACAGACACACAGACACAAACGCAUACACACACAUACAGAGACACACACACAUAUACACACCCCCCUCCGUUCUGUCUGAUGACAUCAUUCUGCAGCCUCCCUUGCCGCCUUGUUUACGCUCCCAGCUGAUUGUCGGAGGAGAGGAAAGUGAUAAAAAGUUUGAUCCACAGCUUCUUCUUUUUCUCUGGACAGCAUGAACAACUUUAGAUGGUUUUAGUUCUUUUUUUGCACUUGCACUUUUUGUUUGCGAGACCAACUAGCGAGGUGAAGGAAGGAAGGAAGAAGAAAUGCUGCUGGACUUCAGUGAUUCAGUUCUCCUGGAUGGAGGGAUGGACGGAUGGAGGGAUGACAAACUGAAAAUGAAGGAGUGUGUUCCUCUCUUUCAGUGUCACAGCUGCAGACGAAACCCCCAAACUGUAAAAGUCGCAGGUUCAGAGGAGGCGUCAUUUUAAAAGUCUUAAUAUUAUGAGAGUUAAGUUUUACCUUGUUAUUAAUUUACAGAAGAACAAGUCGGGACAAAACUAUAACACUAUACUGCGACUUUGUUAUGGAAAUAUUAAGACUUCCUGAUAAACAUAACGGAGGUCACCUGUUGGUUUGUGGACUGCUGUUCUGAAGCCUUGAGUUUUGAUGUUUUGGCCAAGGCCAUCCUGGUUUUUGGGAGCCAGAAGUGACCGUACUUGGACAAAAAGGCAGAGCUGGGGAGGACGACACAGCCAAGCAACUUAUGGUUGUCAUGACGCUGUGCUAAGCUAAACGCUAAAAAGAGAAAGUUGGUGAUUUUCAACCCUUCUGAAGCGAGGCCUCCAGCGGAGAUUUAAGACCAAAUGUCCAAAAGGUAACUAUGCUGAAGUGAGAAGGUCAAAGGUUAAGAUGUAAACACUGACAACAGUCACAAACAACUUGAAUCUAUUCUAACUGAACUGAAAUCACUUCCUGUGACGUGGGUGUCACUUGUUAAUACUUCCCCUGCAUCAUCAGCGCUUUAUUUUGGCGGGACGUGGCCUCAGAGAGUCUUUAAGUGCCAAGAUGGACGGAACCAAGUCACCUGACUCCUGCCGCUGCUGCAAAGUGUUUGUUUUGAACAGUAAAUCAUCGUGACAUUAAGAGAGAAAAGAACAAUAUGAAAUAUUAAAGACGUAAUGUUCAGAAACACUAUAAACCUAAACUAAACGAGGACUAACAAGGAAACGUCUCUGAGAUAAAGUCCAAAUGUAAAGAAGAGUUAAUGACAAUAAAGUUAUAUUUAAAGAUGAAACACUACAAGGCUUUUUGAGAUUUUAUGAGAAAAGUUCGAACAUUUAAAACAUGUCUUCAGAUGACGUGUUUAUGUAAAUAUAUGAAGGUGACGUCAGCAUAAUGUUUAAAGUCUCUGAAAGCCGUCUUUAAAAUUUUAAUAUUGUGUCUCUUUUCUCUCCACUGGUUUCCUGCUGAUUCAUGUUUUUAAUUUUAAGUUUAAAAUCUGCAGGUUUGGACCUGAACAGUGACUCAGCAGUUUUCUUUUGUCACAUUUUAUUAAUAACAGAUUUGUCUCCAGUCGCAGUUAACGAUUCAUUCAUAGAUUUUGCUGCCUGCGCUGUCAAUAAAGUUUUCUUGAACAAAAUGAAGACGUGUAGAACCCUGAAAAGUGGAAGUCAACUACAAAAACAGACAUAAGUAAUACAUACAAAGAAGACAAAAAUAUAAAUAAAACAUUCAAAAUUGUGUGUUAACAGCUGUAACAGCUGUCUGUCCAUAGAAGUGAUUCACAUUUAGAUUUCUGUUUUUUACAUUUCAAAUUGUAGAACUUGUUCUCUGACAACUUCUCUCGGCCUCGAAGGGUUUUGGGAGAUUAAAGAAGUCCACGUUAUCACUUUGUUUGAUGUUUUUCGCCCUUUUUAUUUUUGGACAAUUUGGACAUUUUAAAACUGGUUUUUGGACCUUUUGUGACACUUUUUCAAAGUGUUUUUGUGGCUUUUUUUUAGAUUCUUGAAGUAGUUUUAAAUGUGUAUUUAAACUGCAGCUACACACAACAUACAAUAUAUGGGACAAGGUUCUGGGUAACAAUCCGCCAGAACUUUGUCUCUUAUUUUACGGAUUUAUUUUUCGGAGUGUAUGAUGCAUUUUUAACUGCGACAGGAAGUCUCUCUCCUCCCCCCGUUUGCCUUCCAAAACGGUUUGCUGUAAAUCUUGUUGAGUCCAACAUUGUAUAACGCUACUAAACAGACAGAACCAUGUUACUAACUGUUCUAAGAAGUGACUUGUGUGCUCUGCAGGAGGACAGCUGGUAGUUCUAACUGUAGUGAUGAUUUAACAGCAUGUUUCUCUCUGUCUCUAAUAAACUCUCAGUCGGUUCCUGA